UUUUAUUUUCCCCAACCAAGCAUAACCAAAAGUAACCUUCAGCUUAUGAAAUUUACCUGUGGAGAUCGUAUGUGAAACUUCCCAAGAUCAAAGGCCAAUUUUGGAUCGAAGGUGCAUCUCAGGCAAGCGUGGUUCAGGUGAAAGCAGAGACUAGAGACCACGUAUCCACCCAUAGUCUCAACUUUUUCUUUGUGUCUGAGGAAGAAGUCAGAGACGAGAGUGAGAAGGAUGCUGCCACAGCGUGUGAAGAGGGCCAUCACAGAGAAUCCAAAGAAGCUAGCAAAUUUGAUUGACCUUGCAAAUCUGCCUUCAACACUUCGAGAAUUUGUGGGUCAGUCUCAGAUUUCACGUUUGGGCUGUUUCAUGCGCGUCUGGUCAUACAUCAAGGCCAACAAUCUUCAGGAUCCAAACAACAAGAAUGUGGUCAUUUGUGAUGACAAGCUCAGGAGUAUUUUGUUGGGUAAGCCUCGUGUUGAGCUAGCUGAACUUCCUGCACUGAUCAAACUGCAUUUUCCCAAGGAGCGAAAGUGAUUUGAGAAUUUGAGGUUAAGGUGCCUAUAUUCCCUCAAAAAGUAGCCUCUCCCUUCAGCAUACACUUCCUGAAAUACAGCUGUUUCAUGUUGUAGCAAAUUGAUUGUUAAAUAUUUGAAUAUUAUGGAGUCCUAAUCUGUUUGGAUUCAUUGAGCUUUUAAGUAUUAUCUAUAUGGACCCCCUAAAACCUAAUGCUGAAUCUAUGUUCGUUGGCUAUUUAUCUGGCAUUGGUUUAUUAAUAUUAGAAGAUAAUUUUCUUCAAA
Molecule: messenger RNA, 794 nt
Organism: Vitis riparia (riverbank grape)
Lineage: Eukaryota; Viridiplantae; Streptophyta; Magnoliopsida; Vitales; Vitaceae
Product: upstream activation factor subunit spp27
Exons: 3
Coding region: 229-531 (100 amino acids)
Cellular component (GO): nucleus
Source: RefSeq, a predicted model, not a curated record